Funneliformis mosseae is the source of this 1407-nucleotide messenger RNA. NCBI's taxonomy places the organism in Eukaryota, Fungi, Glomeromycota, Glomeromycetes, Glomerales, Glomeraceae. The record is from the annotation of a GenBank genome assembly.
AUGGUAGAAGACUUAGACAAAGAAUAUGAAGCAUUAUUAGAGUAUGAUAGUGCAGAAGAUUUUUCUGAUACGGAUAGUAUAUCUGAUGAAAUUGUGGAUAUAGAAAAGGAUACGAACCUUUUUGUUGGUAAAUCUUUUCAAAGUUGGGAUCAUAUUGCAAAGUUCAUGAAAAGGUAUGCGACCGCUAAAGGUUAUGGGAUACGAAUUGGUGGUGGCAGAAAGAUCAAUAAAAUGAUAAAUGAAGUAAUAAAGCGAAGGUAUUUGUGUCGCCAUACUGGAAAAGCCAUAUUCAAACAAACAAUACAAUCAAAUGUGUCAUCUUGUCGAGUAGAAUGUCCAUGGCUAUGUCAUCCAUCAGCAAUGAACGUAACAGUACAAUACCGAAUUAUUCGAGAAAAGUUCAAGACAAGAAUAUACCGGCCUGAUCUUUAUAAUGCUAUCGAUAAAUUUCAUCGUGAAGUAACACCAGGCGAAAAGGAUACAGAUUUAUUGUUAAAGAGACUUCACGAUAAAAAAAUUGGAGAUUCACGAUGGAUGGAAUGCUUUGCUACAGAAUUAUCCACAAUCAAAAGACUAUUUGACGAAGGUGAAAAUGCUAUAUUAAAACGACUUUUCGGAAGUUCAAGUCUUUCAUUAUAUGAAUUAUUUAAUGCAUUAGAAGAAAGGUAUCAGGAAGAAAAUGAUUAUUGUGAAUUUGAGGAGCAAAUGAACUUAAGUCUCUGUUAUCAUGUUACAGAGAUUGAAUUUGAAAAUGCGCGUUCUAAAGAAAAUGUACUUGAUGAAUCAGACAGAUUUAUUGAUAACCUGUUUGACUUUCUACAAAUCCAUUUGAGUUCCUUUCCAGAAGAUACUUCGACUCGUUGGUAUAAAAAUCAAUUGCAAGGAAUCAACAUAUCAAAUAAUGAAUUUAUUAUCAUUUCCUUAAAUGCAUCAACAUCAAAGAAUUAUUCAUUACCAACUCGAUUUUUACAACCACUAAGUUUCGAUUCCAAUCAAAUCGGAGAAAUUAGGACAAUUAACGAUAGUAAUAAAAUAUCUAGUAUUAUUUUAAAAAAGCGCAAAUUCAGAGAAUUGUUUGGUUUAGGGAAAAAAAUUAUGAGUGAUGUUGUUGAAAAAGGUAAUGAGAACACUUAUCAUGAGGUUUUAGAAUUUUUUCGAUCUAUUCAGCAGAAAAUGUUACAACACAGAAUUCUUGGUAAUAGCGGAGGGAAUUUCAACACUCAGAAUGAUAAUAAAAAUUUAGAGAUCUGGAAUCCUAUUUUACGAAGACCGAAAGGUCAUCCUAAGUCAAAGAAAAUUAAUAGUAUUUUGGAAGAGCCUAAUACUAAGACAUAUAGAUGUAAGUUAUGCAAACAAUCGGAUCAUAAUAGCAAAACUUGCAAAGGAAAGGAGAAUCAAGUAGUUUGA